This is a messenger RNA of Megalobrama amblycephala (Wuchang bream), 3803 nucleotides long. RefSeq lists its product as uncharacterized. Bases 1238 to 2392 code for a protein of 384 amino acids. The transcript has 2 exons. The record is from RefSeq and is a predicted model, not a curated record. NCBI's taxonomy places the organism in Eukaryota, Metazoa, Chordata, Actinopteri, Cypriniformes, Xenocyprididae.
UUGACUCGGAGUUGAAAAGUUAAGUUUCUCCAUCAUGACUCUCCAGAGACUGAACUCGUGUUCAUGAUAAACUGAUUUAUGAUAUAUAGAGAGAGAAAUGAGACGCAAGUUUACUGUGUCUCAUCGGUGGAUAUGAGCUUUACUCACACAAAUAUCAUUCAUUACAGUUAGAUAAACAAUAACAAUGUUACAUUAAAUAGUAAAUAAACUCAUUUAACAUCGCUGAAAAAACUAUUGAAACUACAAAACUGUUUCUGUCGAUUAAAACAACUUAAAUUCUUAAAACAAACCUUUAUUCAGCAGAAUCACAGAUCCAGGAGCGCUGCGCAGUCUUAUGACGUCAUGUCGUCACUCCAAAAUAAAAGUCAUGCAUCGUCUACAAUCAGAAAAAACAGUGACAAAUAUGGUACAAACGAUGUUUAAAAAAAUAUUUGUGAAAAAACAGAAGAAGGGAUGUUUUGAAAAGUUUUUUUUAUUAUUAUUUUGUUAAAAACCACAGAGGAGCUAUAUACUAUUUUUGGCAGGUGUUACAGAAACAUUUUUACAAAAAAAUCUUCUGAUUUAACCUUGAGAUUUGAAGUAUUAGAUAGCUUAGAUUUUUUGCAACACCAUCUACGAUGACACUAAUAAUUCUUAAUUUCUGAUAGAAAUACAAAAUCAAUCAGUAGUUAUUAAUAGAAUAAUGAGACACAAACCUUUAUAUUCUAUUGCGUUUGGCCCCAUUUAUUUAAUAGAUACAGAUUUUACACAUUAACUUUAAAGUGUAAAAAAGGCAACAGUUAUUUUUCAUUAUAUGAUAAACAUACUUUUUUCUAGAUCAUUUAAAACUUGUCAUUCUGAUGUUGUUUUUUUGUUUGUUUGUUUUUUAGAGAUCUGUGAUUCGUGAUGAUUCGGAUGAUCUGUUUGAAAAUUCCAGUGUAAACAGUAAAGAUGACCAUACAGACAUUCAAGAUGACGUCAGACGGAAUCAUGCACCAUUUGCAAUGAGUGAACAACAUUCUGCUUGUACCACAGCAUCAAAAAGAGCAAAAAACACCAGAGCUAGAGCGAAGAUUGCUGAGUACUCAGAUGGUUCGAGUGAAGAUGAGUUAUCUGUCAGUGAGGAAGAGUACAUUCCUGACACAUCAGAGAGUUACACAUCAGAUAGUAGCAUGAGCCUUACUGCUUCACCAAAAGGUAAAGAAAAAAGUUACAGACUUUGCCAGUCCUGAGCAGUUCAGCUGUGAACAGAAUCAAAAUGUUCAGUACUCAAAGCAGCGGUGACUUAGGGAGCUCCCAGAACCACGACAUAGCCAAAGUUCCUGACACAUCUUCCAUUCUUGACAGCGCAACAUCAGUAGUUAUCCCAACUAUAAUUAAAAAGAAAGGUGGAUUGAGAAUGUACAGCAAAAAACAGCAGUGCUUUUUUUGUGACGGUGCUUUUACAAAAAUUUCUAGACAUCUGGAACGAAAGCAUAGAAAUGAGGUAGAGGUAGCGAAAGCAUUAAGUCAUCCAAAGGGCUCAAAAGAAAGGAGGAUGCAACUGGAGUAUCUACGCAACAAAGGGAACUUUGCUUACAACAGUACUGUUAUUAAUACAGGUGCAGGACUGAUGAUUUCACGGAAACUGCCCAAAAAGAACCUGGAUGGGGAAAGUUUUAUGCACUGUAUUUACUGCAAAGGACUCUUCUUAAAGAAAACUCUGUGGCGACAUUUCAAGGUUUGCAAAUUCAGGCCUGGUGAUGAGAAGCCGAAACCUGGAAAAACCCGUGUCCAGGUUCUUUGUGGCUUUGCACAACCUCCCCCACCAGGAGUAACUCAUGGUGUUUGGAAGCUGUUAAAUUCCAUGAACCAGGACCAAGUGGCACUUGAAACUAGAAAUGACUGGUGCAUUUUAGAGUUAGGAAAGCAUCUUUACAACAAGUAUGGAUCAAGAGUUAAAAUGCAUGAACACAUCCGCCAAAAGAUGAGGGAGUUUGGAAGACUCCUAAUAUGUGCAAGAGAGGUAUCCCCCCUUACAUCUAUUAAAGAGCUCAUUCAUCCCUCAAACUUCAUGCAUACCAUCAAUGCAGUUAAAAGGGCUGCUGGCUACAAUGAAGAUACCAAUGUAUUUGAAAAGUCUAGUGUGGCUGUGAAACUUGGACAGAGUCUAGACAAAAAAGCAAUGCUCAUUGAGAGCCACUCUACUAUUAGUGGAGAUGAAGAGACAAAAGCUCGGCGAACACUGGAGGAAGCAAAAUGGAAUUCCCCACAAUUACUUCCAUUCACCGAAGAUGUUAAGCUCCUUCAUAUAUAUCUUGAUGAGCAAGAGAAGACCCCUCGCAAACUCUUGUUAUCGCAGCCGUCGUCUCAGCAAUGGGCAAAACUGGCCAAGAUUACGUUAACUCAGGUUAUGCUUUUCAAUCGUAGAUGAGAAGGGGAAGUGUCCCAGAUGCCGUUGUCUGCAUACAUCUCCAGCAACCAAACGGACGCUCAUCCAGAUAUUACCAUGGCCCUCACAUAUUUAUAAAACAAACUGUGUCAGUACUUCAGGCGUGUAGAAAUCCGAGGCAAAAGAGGCAGAAAGGUUCCCGUGCUUCUCACACCUUCCAUGCAAGAAUCAAUCAGCCUGCUUAUUGAAAAUCGGAGUAGGUGUGGAAUACCAAAUGAAAACCCUUUCCUUUUUGCACGUCCAUAUGCAAUGACGUUUUUCAGAGGCUCUGAUUGCAUUCGAGAAUUUGCUGUUGCAUGCGGCGCAAAAAAUCCUCAGACUCUUACUUCAACAAAGUUGAGGAAACAGAUCGGGACACUUUCUGAAGUUCUUAAUCUUAGCAACACCGAACUAGAUCAGUUGGCAGACUUUCUGGGCCAUGACAUUAGAGUUCAUCGUCAAUUUUACAGGUUACCCGAAGACACCCUCCAACUGGCUAAAAUCAGUAAAAUUUUACUGGCUCUUGAAAAAGGACGCUUGGCAGACUUUAAAGGGCAAAAUCUCAAUGAAAUCAACAUUGAUCCAGAAGGUAGUAUACUAUACAGUAUACACCAUACACAACAUGGGUUCAGAUUUUGCUUAAAAUAACAUUUACCUUGUGUUUAUAUAUUUCUGUAUUUUCUACCUUUUUAGAGGAAGUUACAGUGGACAGUGAUUUGGAGGAGUCCACUUCUAGUCUGAAAGGUAAUGAUUACAUAUUGUCAGUUUGUUCCAUUUAUGUUUGCCUAAUUAAUGGAACAUCGGAUACCCAUGUUUCUGUUGGCUGUAAAAGGUACAGUAGAUCUGUUUGGUUAGGCUAUCUGAAGAUCUUCAGGAUGCAUUGACAUAUACAUGGUUUAUGGUUUAAGACGGUAAAGGGAGGGGCUGAGGUAGUUAAAGAAGUAGGCCUGUAAGGACAGAGGCCCUUUCAAUUUAAGUAAAAGAAUAAAGCUGCAGAAAGCCUUCCGACAGUGCAUGGAGCAUUCACAUAAACACUUUCAUUGGUGCAGUGACCCAGAUUGGGACAGAUUUAUGGGGAUAAGUGUAAAGGAGACAGCAUUGCAACUGCUGGCAUUUGAAUAUUUACAAUAUUUAUAUUGUUUGAAUAUUUUGCUAACUUAACAUAAGUUGCUUAUAACAUAUAUUUGCCUGUAGAAUGUUGGGUAAAUCCCUCCCUGAUGCCUCAUAGGACCCAUUUUGCUACCCAAUUGACUUUUGGUCAGUUUGCACAUCCAUCUACCACGCCGGAUACCCAGAUUCAAGACCCACUUGGGGAGUGGUUUCUGGUAUCAGAGGUGGAAGUCAUUAAUUACAAAUACUCAGAUUACUGUAAUUAAGUAGUUUUUUGGGGUACUUGUACUUUUAUGAGUAGAUU